This is a messenger RNA of Phytophthora sojae, 504 nucleotides long. RefSeq lists its product as hypothetical. The transcript has 2 exons. NCBI's taxonomy places the organism in Eukaryota, Oomycota, Peronosporomycetes, Peronosporales, Peronosporaceae. The record is from RefSeq and is a predicted model, not a curated record. The coding region runs from base 1 to 504 and encodes 167 amino acids.
AUGGCUGAGCCCCAGGACACGGAGGGCAAGAGGCAGCGGAAACCGGGGCCAGUGCUCGCACCCGCGCGGAUGGCGCGCGUCAUGGCGCUGGCGCCCAAGCCGCAGGCCCCGAAGACUGCGACCACCAAGGGCACGGCGGAAGAUAGAGGCGCCAAGUUUGUGGAGCUCGGCGGAGACGCCAAGUGCGCGCAGGGGCAACGGCGAGGAGAAGGGAGGACGCCCGAUAAGAAGCCUGCGCCUGGCGGCCACCCACUCGGUGCCCACCCGCCCACGCAGGACGACACGUGCGCGAAGCAAGGGCAAGAUGAUGAAGAAGGUGUCCAAGAUGGAGGUCAGAGCAGCAGCAGCAGCAGCCGCGCGGCGACUGCGCUCGUCGGCGCAGACGACUGCGAGUUGUCGAUCCCUGGGGAGGCGAGGCCUACGUCAAGUUGGGGGGCUGUUACUGGUGGUGCCACCGCUGCUGCAUGGUGGAGCGACGCUUUUUACUGGCGUGGCGGUGCGUAG